This is a messenger RNA of Gopherus evgoodei (Goodes thornscrub tortoise), 2561 nucleotides long. RefSeq names its product transmembrane protein 200B (gene TMEM200B). The record is from RefSeq and is a predicted model, not a curated record. The coding region runs from base 814 to 2178 and encodes 454 amino acids. The transcript has 2 exons. Lineage: Eukaryota; Metazoa; Chordata; Testudines; Testudinidae.
GCGGGUGUGGGUGGGAGCGCCUGGGCCGCGGGGGACCCCUCUGCCUCCUGUCCCUGCGCUUUCGUCCGGCCUCCCGGAAAGGGCAGAAACUCCCCCGGGGACCGCCUGCUCGUCCCCCGGCCUUAGGUUCCCCCCAGCCGGCCCCCGGAGCAGCGAUUCGCCCGCCGCCCGGCUUUGGAAGCGCUUGGCACGGGGAGAGCAGCGGACCCAGCGCGCUGCGGGUGGCUCCGCCGCAGCUGGUCGGUGGCUGACUUCAGCUGGUGAUUCAAAAACCCAACAGUUCUUGUCAACGUCGGGGCGGGAGGUUGGUUCAAAUCAAACCUCCCUCUGCCCACAGAGGAGAAACUUCCUGGACAAACUCCGCUGGGUCCGCAGUGAAACCCCUAGAAGUGCGUCGUGGGGCGGGGGGAGGGAACAUCCACGCACCCACCCACCCAGCCUUGUUGUCACAGACUACGUGCAAACUGCAGCGGGAAGGCAAGUUGCUUCUCUCGGCUCCCCAGGGCCAGUCCCGGAGUGUUUACGCGCAGAUUGAUCCCGGAGGCAGAACUGGGCUUGGAAGAGAGACCGACGAUCUAGGGAGGCUGAUCUAGUGCCUGGCUCGGAGGCUGUUGGAGAUUUCGCAUCUGAAAACUGCAGUAGAAAGAAACUCUGACUCCCUCCCGCCCUUUGCACAGAAACCACAGGAUCAAUCUUCAUGCAACUUCCCCCUGUGUUAAGAGGUCCAGGAAGGGACAGAGGGAACCGGGCUGCUGAGGCGAAAAUCCCAAUCUCAUGCAUUGACCUAAAGAGAAACCUGACAAGGAGGACGCCAUGACAGCCGGCAGCGCUGAAGCCAGCAGAGCCAUGAGAAAUCAGGAUCCUCUGGAGAAGAAGCCCCUGGGACCUGCCCCUCCUCCUCGGAGGCACAGACGCAGGUUGAGGCGCAAGCUGCCGACCGAGGGGGCCGUGAAGGGACAGCUCCGGAUGCGCUCGCCUUCCGGGGCCUUUGUGAUGGUGGGUGUCUCUGUCGUCUUGGUCGGCAUGACGAUUGCCGUGGUGGGCUACUGGCCUCACCGGGGCCCACACGCAGCCGGGCCUGGCGCCAGGCCAAGUAACUCCAGCAGCAUGGGGGACAUGAAGAAGGAAGUGAAGGGCUCUGCCCGGGGCCGCUACUUCCCUCACAGUGAGAAGCUGAAGCUGAUUGGCCCCGUCAUCAUGGGCUUUGGCCUCUUCAUUGUCAUCUGCGCCAACACCAUGCUGUACGAGAACAGGGACAUGGAGACCCGCCUGUUGAUGCAGAAAGGCCUCUACUCCAUGACCCCGGGCCUCCCCCAGGACUUCAGCCAGGAGGACAAGUACUGCCAGAGGAGGACUAGCUUGUCCCUCCUCAAGGCCAAUGCCGACUGUGUCGAGGGCUGUUACGAGGUGGAUCUCUCCUCCAGCGGCUUCCAAUCCUGUUCCAGUCCCAGGAACAAAUGGGCCGACUGCUGCGGGCACAACAGGCUCCAGACGACGGCCCAGCUGCUCCAUCACAAGGGGGUUUCCCCCUCCAUGUCCCUCCUCAGUGUCCACUCAGACUCCGGCAACUCCAUGGAGGGGAACCUCAAUCUGUCCUUCACCCGCGGGGCAGAGUCGGUAAUUUCCUUGGCUGCCACUGCCCGGUCACUUCCCAUCAUCAAGGUGAACAACUGCCUCAUUGAGAAGCCAUCUGCAUCUCCGGGGGCGGGUGACGACCGGGAAAUCAGCCUGGCCGGGGCUCCGGAUGAGGCACCACGGCUCUCAUGGACUCUCCCACCCAGCGGCGGCAGCAUCUUCCCCAGAGGAGAUGACCUCCAGCGUGGCCAUGUCGUUAUUAGCAUAGACAAUGGGCCUCCGUGCAUCGCUGCGGCGAGCAAGACGUACCAGGACCCAGAAGGCACCGAGAACGAAUUCACCUCAGAUGUGCAGCUCCACAAUCCGGGUCACUCCAAGUCACUGGACCUGGGCAGGCCGGGCGUGCGGCUGGUGGCGCCCAUCAAAGACCGGAAGAACAGGAGCUGGCCUAGACUUGACCACAUCAGCUUGGUGGGCUAUGCCAAACUGGAAAGCACGGGCGAGUCCUCUGACAGGCUAUUGGAGCAGACAGAUCAGCAGGGCAGGGACGAGCCCAGCCCCAGCGCCCAGGCGGUGGGAACAGAGAUGGGUUCAAGGGUCUGACUUGGCAGGGGAUGGGUGACACGGCCAGGACACCCUCCGAUCUUUUCAUUGCCUUGCCUGGGGGGCUCCUGAGUGUGCUCUUCUUUUAAGCAGAUGUUCCAGUGUUGGGGAGAGGUCAGUGCUGCUGACUGAGCCCAGAACAGGCCUGCUGCUUCUUAGGGGAGACUCUUCAAGGGAUAGUCAUCUCCUCCCCAGAGGCACCUGGUGCUGAGGUGUCACUCAAUUUCUCAGUGGGUGGCCUCAGCCUUACCUUACGACUCCCUGUCCCCAAGCCAUGUGUGAAAUCUGGGCUUAGACAAGUACCCCUGAAAGGGGAGGCAGGGUGGGGAUCCCUGCUACUAAGCCGCAGAGGCCCCUUUCGUCAUCGUUAGCCGGGGGCCCCC